GCUUCUGAUCCAGUCAGUAAUGGUGGUCAGGCAAUGUGAUUGAGAAGGUUGUGCGUUUUGAUAAUAAUACAGCACGUUUGUCUGAAAGUUAGAUUUUUGUCGCCACAGCAAAUUUUAGCAGCUAGCUUGGAUGGCGUCCAUGUUAACACAUAGUACAGUGCAACCACAGGUUGUUGCAGCACUCUCUCAGCUAUCCUCGCUAUUCAGUGGAGUACGAACACUUCACACUUCUGUGAGAGCACGCCACCAGAAGAAAGAGAGAGAAAUAUCUUCAGCAUGUGCAGUUUCGCCGGUCAGCAAACCACCAGCAUUCCCAAGUUCAGAGGUGAAGGGUGUGCCCAGUACAGUAGACCUGACUGACCUGCCUCGUGAUGUGGACAGUGGCGUCCUCAGUCCACUCCUGGCUAUCGUCAAGCAGCAGGAUGCUUCCCACAGCCACUGGCAGGAAUCUCAUGUGUCAGCCCAGACAUUCUUCGAAAAUAAAACAGGGUUCCCAGAAGGUCAUUUGCAGUCGACUGUACCAACAUUUCUUCAGAUUAUGGGAGACAAGGGUUUCCAGAGCUUCCUAGGAGGAGCUUUCACACCAUGUGUGCAACAGACCAGAGGUUUCAAGACAAAGCGGUCACAGUCUGGGUCGGGGCUAGGGAGAGACAAGAAAAUGUCUUUCCUGGAUGAACUUCGACAUUCAGUACAAUCAAAGCUGUUCCCUGAUGCAUACAAGAAGGAGAUGGGGAAGUUCCAGAAUAUAGUCAAAGCCCAUGAGAGUAAUCCCGAGUUUCAGGACAGACUCAAAGUGGCUUUUGCUGAAGGCUACCAUGCCAACUCUAAGCAAGAAUCACCUGACACCAAGAACUCAAUGCUAAAUCGAACACUGCGUUUCCUCUUCUACAUGUGUAUGCUGUGGCUGCUAGUGCAAGUCGUACAGGUCUUCACUGCCGUGGGAGGAAGUCGAUCAGCUGGAGUGCGUGGGCUCGGCGUUUUGACAAAGGAUCAGUUUGAGGUCAACCCAGAGGAGGUCAAUGUCACAUUUGACGAUGUGAAAGGGGCCGAUGAGGCUAAGACAGAGCUGAUGGACGUGGUGGAUUAUCUGAAGGACCCGGAGAAGUACCAGUCACUGGGAGCUAAGUUACCCAAAGGUGUUCUGUUGGUGGGACAACCCGGCAUCGGCAAGACAUUGCUGGCCAGAGCUGUGGCAGGUGAAGCCGGCGUGCCAUUCUACCAUGCUUCUGGCUCUGAGUUUGAUGAGAUAUUUGUUGGGACUGGAGCGAAGAGAAUCCGACAGCUGUUCUCUGCAGCCAAAAUGAGGGCUCCAUGUGUGAUAUUCCUGGAUGAAAUAGAUUCUGUUGGAGCCAGUCGCACCAACUCCCAGAUUCACCCGUACGCCAACCAGACCAUCAACCAGCUGCUGGCGGAGAUGGAUGGAUUUAACCAGAAUGAAGGUGUUAUUGUACUUGGAGCAACUAACAGGAGAAAUAACCUUGACAGUGCUCUGCUGCGUCCUGGUCGCUUUGAUGUGGAGGUGACUGUGUACCCUCCAAGUCUGAAGGGCAGAAAGGAGAUCCUGGAGUACUACAUCGGCAAGGUCAAGGCCGAUUCCAAGAUGGACUUUGACCUGCUGGCCCAGAAGACUGUGGGGUUCACGGGAGCAGAUCUCCAGAACAUGGUGAACCAGGCAGCCCUGCAGGCAGCACGGGAGGGUGCUGUCGCCAUCAACAUGGACCACAUGGACUACGCCAGGGACAAGGUUGUCAUGGGUCCUGCUAAGAAAUCUCUGGUUCAGGAUGAUACUGCCAAGUGGAAGACAGCGUUCCAUGAGGCCGGGCACACGCUGGUUGCUCACUUCACCAAGGAUGCACCUAUCCCGAACAAAGUCACAAUCCUCCCCCGAGGAAGUUCUCUAGGACAUACGGCGAUGUCGUACGAGAAGGAGCUGUUCAACAUGUCCCGGGCCCAGCUGCUGGCUCGGAUGGAUGUCUCUAUGGGAGGUCGGGCUGCGGAGGAGGUGAUCUAUGGCAUGGAUAAAGUGGAAACAGGUGCCAAGGAUGACUUCUCACAAGCCACAACAAUAGCAAGUGCAAUGGUCAAGGAAUAUGGAAUGUCAGAAAAGGUUGGCACCCGAGUGUUUAAGGACAACAACGUGGUAACUGAUGGAGUGUCAAAGAUGAACAACCUGAGUCCCGCUAUACAGGAGCAAAUUGAUGGGGAAAUUAAGAGACUACUACAGGAGUCGUAUGACCGAGCUAAACUGCUUCUACACAAACACCAAGCAGAGCAUAAGGCCCUGGCACAAGCUUUGAUAAAAUUAGAAACUCUGGACAAAGACCAAAUAAAAGCAGUCAUUGAAGGGAAACAAGUUGGCAACCAGUCAUGAUAAUGUGUUCUGUGGUGAUGGACAUGGAUUGUGUGAUAUGAUUGUCAGUGAGAGUUGUCUCCCUUGUCAGUUGUCAUGGCAGAGGCCUAAUGACCAAAAUCUUGACUCGGCAGGAACAAGAGACAACAUGACACAUUGAUAUUGUUUUGGAGAUGGUGUAAGCCAUUCCAUCUGUACAGUUCACUAUUUGUAAUUAUUGAACAACAUCAAAGAGCAUUAUGUCUCUCUUUCUACCAAACGAUUAUGUGAUUGGACUUGGAGUUUCAGAACCUUUUUUCCAUCCGAGCAUUUUUUUUGGUAAAUUUGUGUAUAAUUUUUUAUAGACUUCUUCUAAUGUAGAGAAAAAUGAAAUCAUCUGAAUAUCAGAAUAUCUUUCCCAGCUGUACUGUAUGUGGAGUACCCCUACUCCUUUUCAUUGGGUAUAUCAAGGUAUCGACUUUAGUUUAACAUUAUCCACACAGUCCAGAACGAAAUGUUGAACAUGUGCAUCAUUGCAUAAAUUACUAAGAAUUACUGAGUCAUGUUACUGGUGAUGGGGCAGAGGAUUUUUUCUUUUGAAGCAAAUUCACACUUUCUCUUUCAAAUGAGAUUUUAUGCGUGGGUUGCGUUUGUAUUGUCUUCUGUUUUUGUGUAACAUAAUGGACAUGCUGUAAACUCAGAAGUGAGGCUUUGUACCUUAUCCUUCACAUGGCUGGCUUGAUGGCAACAGCAACAGGCCAUUGUUGACGCAUACUGGCAGUGGACAAGUAGUUGUCGCUUUCUUUGAAAGACCAUCAGGCCAUUGUUGACAUUGGAUGUUUUGGACAAGGACAGUGUGAACAGCAUGACAUUGAGGUUUUAUGGGAGAAGUGGAUCAUGUGCAGUGAUGAUACAACUUCUAAAGGAAGAGAGGCCUAUUCAGCACCUUUCAAUGAUUCCUCCAUCUACUUGGAUAGAUGUGUGUAUAUUUACCCGGACAGAUGCACAGAGUGAGUGAGGGACUGACACAGGGGUGGGGGGACAUGUGACCACCAUGUGGAUAUAGCAACAAGUCAAGCUUAAAUGACUUGGUUUCUUAGACUGUUUACCUUUUCAGUAAACAUAGAAUGCGAUGAUUGGAAACAGGAUUGGCCCCAACUAGGAUAGCAGUCAAUCUACUUUAAAGCAUAUUGUUCCCCACAGGGACCCAAGCAACCCUUGCCAGUCAUGAGUCAACUUACACGACAGUCAGUCUGGGUGAUGGUUGGAUGUGUGACAUUGUAACCAAAUACAUGGAUUAUUACUCUCAAUAUCAAUCACUGUAUCCAGACUUGAUUACAUGCAGGUUGCCAUCAUACAUGGAAUAUUACUGAAUGCAGCUUUGAACAUAAACAAAGCAAGCUGUAUAUGCAGUUCAGACAACGAUGUACUGGGUGUUCUAUGGCAACAACACAUCACCCUCUAAUGGAUUUGAGUACUGAUUUGCAGGGUCCGUAGAAAAAAGACCCCAGAAAAGUCAUGGCAUUUCGGUUUGAGUUAUCAGGCAGGGAAUAGUCUUGGAAAUUAGAAAAUUGUUUCAGGUUUUUCAAAGACAUCCAUAUAAUUUACAUAUUUAGGUUUAUGGAAAGGUAUAUUUCUGGUGUUUUAUCCAUGAAAAGGAAAAUAAACAAUGAUCAGCCA
Haliotis rubra (blacklip abalone) is the source of this 4009-nucleotide messenger RNA. Its product is annotated as ATP-dependent zinc metalloprotease YME1L-like. Gene Ontology annotation, cellular component: mitochondrial inner membrane. Lineage: Eukaryota; Metazoa; Mollusca; Gastropoda; Lepetellida; Haliotidae. Gene Ontology annotation, molecular function: ATP hydrolysis activity; metalloendopeptidase activity; ATP-dependent peptidase activity. The transcript has 19 exons. The record is from RefSeq and is a predicted model, not a curated record. The coding region runs from base 131 to 2371 and encodes 746 amino acids. Gene Ontology annotation, biological process: protein quality control for misfolded or incompletely synthesized proteins; mitochondrion organization.